AUGGCAGUCUCGGCAGAUGACCGCUUAGAAUGGAAGCUUACCCAGCCUGGACUCUGGGAGCGGGAUAUCGAUGAGGUGGAGGAGUUUUAUGCAUCGCUGGCAAAGGCCUAUGAAAGAACAGGCAGGGUCUUCUUUGCUAUGACCGGGUUUAUCUCUUUCUCAGUCCCGGUCCAGCCAGGCACUGCGUUGCAGAAAGUUGAGAAAAGGGCCGAGGAAGCGCUGAAGAGUGCCUGGAUCCGUCUUCGAUACAACCAUCCUACCAUUGCUUCCAGGGUGCUGUAUGACCCGGCCCAGCGAAGGUACAAGAAGGUCUACGAGACCAUUAUAGACGAUGCAUCGCAACACCAGUGGGUAGAUGAGACCUUUCAGGUUGUGUCAGAGAGGAUGUCCGGGCUGGAUUGGUGCAACGCCGACCCCCCGGUGCCCGCGCUGCCAACGCUGUUUCUCAUCAGGGCUCCAGCCACAGACGACCGGGUCUUCCGCGCUGAUCUGGUCCUCCGCGCGCAUCACGACGUGAUUGAUGGGGUAGGGACUUUGCUGCUCUUCCACAACCUCUUUACUCUGGCCGCCGAGGCGUACGGGCAGGUCAGCUACGAGUUGCCGCAAUUUGGGGACGAGUGGUUGAACCUCAGCCCGCCGCUGCGUAGGGCCGCCGAGAUACCGGAUGUCCUCUCGCCCGAGCAUGAAGAAGUCUUGCGCGAGAUUCUCGAGUACAAUUCUGGGGUCAAGGGAGAGGUUGAAAUAGCAAGCCCGCCAUUCCAGCGGCACAUUGCCCUCCCCGGGAAGCAUCAACGUGUUGCAAUCACAUUAUCUGAAAGCAAUACAGCGAGACUGUUGACCAAGUGUCGCACGCUUGGGCUGAGCAUUACGCACGCCUACCAUGCUUCCAUUGCGCUGACGGUUGGGGCCCUGACGGUUGGGGCCCUUCAAGAACGCAAAGAGACAGAGCGUACGCUGCGGUAUAUCAGUUACUGCCUGAUCAACGAGCGUCAUCACUGCAAGGAUCCCUACAGCACAUCCGCACAUCCGGCGUCAGUGUACCACUCCGUGUCUGGGAGAUGUCUCGCCAUCGACCUCACUGGCCCUGCAUUAGGGGCCCCCAGCACAACUCCGAAGAUCGAGGAUAUCUUCCUUCCCAUCGCGGAGCACGUCCGCGACUACUACCUGGAGAUCCGAAAUAACGAAGAGCACAUCAAGCUUGUGCCGGCCUACUGGGCAAUGUCAAUACUCCCAUACCCGGAAAGCGAACCGCCUGCGAUCCCACCGCGCAAUGAGACCCCUUCUGCCUCUAUUUCCAGUAUGGGUGUGCUGGACAAGGUCAUCCGGCACCAGUACGGAAGCUUUAGUGUGGAAAAUCCAUGGGUGACCGGGGAGGAGCUAGGCACGGGACUCGGACUGUUCUUGGCAUACAAUGAGGCCUGGCACGGAAGGGAGGAGGUACUGGAUGUCUUGAAUCGAUGCAAUAAGAUCGUCCUUCAGGGACUGGGCCUUUGA
This is a messenger RNA of Aspergillus nidulans FGSC A4, 1494 nucleotides long. RefSeq lists its product as uncharacterized. The transcript is spliced from 2 exons. Lineage: Eukaryota; Fungi; Ascomycota; Eurotiomycetes; Eurotiales; Aspergillaceae. The coding region runs from base 1 to 1494 and encodes 497 amino acids. The record is from RefSeq and is a predicted model, not a curated record.